GUCCCGCUAGAGCGACAUGAUGGUGGAGUCCGCCUCGGAGACAAUCAGGUCGGCUCCGUCUGGUCAGAAUGGCGUGGGCAGCCUCUCUGGGCAAGCUGAUGGCGGCAGCGGCGGGGCCACUGGCACGGCCGCAGGCUGCACGGGCAGGGAUGUAGCCACUGGUGCAGACAGCAACGGUGAGAUGAGUCCUGCGGAGCUGCUGCACUUCCAGCAGCAACAGGCUCUCCAGGUGGCCCGGCAGUUCCUGUUGCAGCAGGCCUCAGGCCUGAGCUCCCCGGGGAACAAUGACAGCAAGCAGUCUGCCUCUGCCGUGCAGGUGCCUGUGUCAGUGGCCAUGAUGUCGCCGCAGAUGCUCACCCCGCAGCAGAUGCAGCAGAUUCUGUCCCCGCCGCAGCUGCAGGCCCUGCUCCAGCAGCAGCAAGCCCUCAUGCUCCAGCAGCUGCAGGAAUACUACAAGAAACAGCAAGAGCAGCUCCACCUGCAGCUCCUCACCCAGCAGCAAGCUGGCAAGCAGCAACCCAAAGAGGCACUGGGGAACAAGCAGCUGGCCUUCCAGCAGCAGCUCCUGCAAAUGCAACAGUUGCAGCAGCAGCACCUGCUCAACCUGCAGAGGCAGGGGCUGGUCAGCCUGCAGCCCAACCAGGCCUCGGGGCCCCUCCAGACCCUCCCACAAGCAGCCGUGUGCCCGACGGACCUGCCCCAGCUGUGGAAGGGCGAAGGUACCCCCGGGCAGCCUGCCGAGGACAGCGUCAAGCAGGAGGGGCUGGACCUCACUGGCACAGCUGCCACCGCUACCUCGUUCGCCGCUCCCCCCAAGGUCUCACCCCCGCUCUCCCACCAUACCCUGCCCAACGGACAGCCCACUGUGCUCACAUCUCGGAGAGACAGCUCCUCCCACGAGGAGACCCCUGGCUCCCACCCGCUGUAUGGACAUGGGGAGUGCAAGUGGCCAGGCUGCGAGACCCUGUGUGAAGACCUGGGCCAGUUCAUCAAACACCUCAACACAGAGCACGCCCUGGACGACCGCAGCACGGCCCAGUGCCGGGUGCAGAUGCAGGUGGUGCAGCAGCUGGAGAUCCAGCUCGCCAAGGAGAGUGAGCGGCUGCAGGCCAUGAUGGCCCACCUGCACAUGCGGCCCUCCGAGCCCAAGCCCUUCAGCCAGCCGGUGACCGUCUCUGCAGCAGACUCCUUCCCAGAUGGCCUUGUGCACCCCCCAACCUCGGCCGCUGCCCCUGUCACCCCCCUACGGCCCCCUGGCCUCAACUCUGCCUCCCUACACAGCGGGGGCCCUGCCCGCCGGAGAAGCAGCGACAAGUUCUGCUCCCCCAUCUCCUCAGAGCUGGCGCAGAAUCACGAGUUCUACAAGAACGCCGACGUCAGGCCCCCCUUCACCUACGCCUCCCUCAUCCGCCAGGCCAUCCUGGAAACCCCCGACAGGCAGCUGACCCUGAAUGAGAUCUAUAACUGGUUCACUAGGAUGUUCGCCUAUUUCCGCAGGAACACCGCCACCUGGAAGAACGCCGUGCGACACAACCUCAGCCUGCACAAGUGCUUCGUCCGCGUGGAGAACGUCAAGGGUGCUGUGUGGACCGUGGACGAGCGGGAGUAUCAGAAGCGGAGACCGCCAAAGAUGACGGGGAGCCCCACCCUGGUCAAGAACAUGAUCUCGGGCCUCAGCUACGGAGCACUUAAUGCCAGCUACCAGGCCGCCCUGGCCGAGAGCAGCUUCCCCCUCCUCAACAGCCCUGGCGUGCUGAACCCCGGCUCUGCCAGCAGCCUCCUGCCCCUCAGCCAUGACGACGUGGGCGCCCCCGUGGAGCCGCUGCCCAGCAACGGCAGCAGCAGCCCGCCUCGCCUCUCCCCACCCCAGUACAGCCACCAGGUGCAGGUGAAAGAGGAGCCGGCUGAGGCGGAGGAAGACAGGCAGCCCGCGCCCUCCCUGGGCCCCCCCAACCCCAGCGCCGUGGGGCCUCCGGAAGACAGGGACCUGGAAGAGGAGCUGCCCGGAGAAGAACUGUCCUAAGGGCUUGUCUGGCGGGCAGGGCAGGGGUGUGACCCCUCCCUCCUGGACCCGGGCCCACCUGUCCCACUCCACAGCCCCUCCCAAGCCUCAAGGCACUUCCGGGACUCAGAUGGGGGAGGCCUGGGCCAGCAAGUCCCCAGGUGACCCGACUGACAAACACUUGGGGGCAGGGACGGUCCUCACCCCUAGGGGACACAAAACCCCUGGUCUGGGACCAGUAAAGGACACGUAAAGGACACGGAGGGCCCAGAGCCCUCCUCAGACCCUCCCCCACAUCUGAAUACCGCCUCCCCCAACCACCAGCAGCAUCAGGGCCCUCCUCCCCCACCAGCUCCCCCUACAGGGCCCCUCAGCGCCACGGAGACCCGGAGACCCGCAGGCGGGGCUAAGUCACCCCUCUCAAACCCGGGGCCCCUUGCACCUGGCUCUGGCAGUGUUUUCUGGCCAGAGGCCCCCACUUCCCUAAUUCGUGCUCCCUUCCGCCGCCUUUUCCGUACUGUGAAGAAAUAACUCCCCACCCGA
Molecule: messenger RNA, 2545 nt
Organism: Propithecus coquereli (Coquerel's sifaka)
Lineage: Eukaryota; Metazoa; Chordata; Mammalia; Primates; Indriidae
Gene: FOXP4
Product: forkhead box P4
Exons: 16
Coding region: 17-2023 (668 amino acids)
Biological process (GO): regulation of transcription by RNA polymerase II
Cellular component (GO): nucleus
Molecular function (GO): DNA-binding transcription repressor activity, RNA polymerase II-specific; RNA polymerase II cis-regulatory region sequence-specific DNA binding
Source: RefSeq, a predicted model, not a curated record